CAUACUUUUGGUUCAGUCUCACUUGGGAAUCCGAGAUUUUAGAGAGAGGUUGAGAUUGAGACAGGUUUUGGUUUUGGUUGAUAGCACGAAACCAAAUAGGCACCAACACCAACAUUAUUCAAGUAAAAGACCAAUGCUGCUUCGACCAGGAGCUGCUGCUGGAGUAAGAAAUCUGUGUGAUAUUCAUGGCGAUUCUUGUAUUCUCUGUGCACAGAAAAAUCUCACAAGAAUCUCUCUGGUUCGUGUAACAACAAAGUCCCAAAAGCAAUCUCUUGAGCCGUGACACAGUGUGUACGCUGCAGACAAAUCACAUCACUACUUGUGCUUUGGGGUUUGCUUUGGUUCGAGGAGUGUAAAACACGAGUUAACAUCUCCUUCUGCCUCUGUUAUCUGGUAGGCAUCACCUCGACAAGAUCACCAUUCGGUUUAACAAGGAUAAGAAAUAUCGAGCUGUUCGUCCCAAUUUUCCAUAGCAUUCAGGCAAAGAAGAACUCGUACAUUGGAGGUGCGAAUAGAAAGUAAAAGUGUAAUUAGUCCCUCUCGUAAUGUGAGAUAGUUAAGUGACGUGCUUUCUCUUCACGAAAAAAGUUACAUGUUUCAACUUACCCCCUGCAUCUUGCACAUUAAAUGUCAUUGAAUCAUGGCGAAAACUUGAGACAACGUACUUUGAGUUGAACAGAGACAUUUGGUGUAAAAUAGUUUUAAACACUCAUAAAAAUAAGAAAUAAAAAAAUAAUGGUUCAGAAUAUGCAGUGAGUGGUGCAUAAAAAUGUCUUGAGUGAAGAUGACUUGAAAAUAUUUCAAUUUUUCCAAGAUAUGGUGAGACACAAAUGGUCAAGAUUAAGCGCUGUGGGUCUGUCUCUGCUGGUGAUCUUUGCCUGCUGGGCUGACUCGAAGACCACAAGCAGCAAGAAAGAGCUAAAAAUUCGCAAUAAGCGUGAGGGAACUUGGACCGUUUGGACGAGUUGGAGCCCUUGCUCUCGAACUUGCGGAGGUGGAAUUCGUACACAGACUCGUCAAUGUCAAAUCAGAAGAGAACGAUCGAAAUCCAAGGAAGUCGGAGAUGACCCGAGAAACUACAAAAACGUUUCUAUUCGUCAUUGUGCAGGACAUGCGAGCCGGCAUCAUAUUUGUAAUGUUGACGAAUGCCCUGGAGGGAGCACGGAUUUUCGGGAGUCGCAGUGCAAGGCUUUUGACAACCGGGCGUACAUGGGGAAAGUCUACAGUUGGGAAGCCUUCAUCGAUGAAAGAGCACCCUGUUCUUUGACUUGUAGAGCAUCAGGAUUUAGAUUUUUCGCCACGUUAAACAAGAGUGUGAUUGAUGGAACCUCAUGCGACUCUAACCCGUUUGCUACUAAAAGAUGUAUUUCCGGUAUAUGCAUGCCUAUCGGAUGUGAUGGGGUCGCUGGGUCACAAAGACGCCUUGACAGAUGUGGUGUUUGCGGCGGUGAUGAUUCGAAUUGUCGUGUCGUGUCAGGAAUUUUCACCAGACCACAACUUCCUGUUGGCUACAGCGUCGUCGCCCAUUUACCUCGUGGUGCUUGCAAUUUAAAUAUCACCCAACUGAGAAAGUCAGCUAAUCGAUUAGCACUGAGGAAAAGUGACGGCACAUUCAUCUUGAAUGGCGAUUGGAGACUUUCCUGGCCCGGUGUAUACGACGGUGCUGGAACGAAAUUUUACUAUGCGCGACAGGAAAAGUUGCUGGAAUCGAUAGCAUCUGCAGGACCGCUGAAUGAGGCAGUUGAUCUAAUGGUGCUGUACCAGCAGCCCAACCCAGGUAUUAAAUACGAGUACAUGCUUCCACUGGGAGACACGCCGAUCCCCCCAGUUCCAGUUCUUGACCCAUUGGCAACUCUGGUUGGGACGCGUCACCAAUCCGCAGCUACUUACAGACCCACUUCUUAUGUAAACAAUAAUCUUCUUCCAAAUGGAAAUUCAGCCAAUGCCUUCAACACAAUCUCGUCAUUCCCAAAACCCUCACCUUCCGUUGGUUCCAGCCCCAAUAACAAUGGUCAACAAUUACUCUUAUAUCCUGGGGACUCGGCAUCACCUUUCAGUGUUGCUGAGAACCAAGCUACUCACCCACACCUUCACGGUCAUCAUCAUAGCCGCAGAAGGGAUCACAACUUGAAUAAACUUCCCAGAUCUGACAAAAAAUUUUACUGGAAAACAAUUGGAUAUACAAAUUGUACCGAGCUUUGUGGUGGAGGAACACAACGGUCUAUCAUACGAUGUGUCAAGUCCCCUGCUGCAAAUGCUGUUUCUGAUCGACGCUGUGCUGGGGAGGAAAAGCCGGUGGGACAAACCAUUCGUUGUAACUUAAAACCAUGUCCUGCAGAGUGGGAGGUGGGAACAUGGUCCGCGUGCAGCGAACAUUGUGGAGAUGGUUUAAAAACACGUCCCGUGUUCUGCAAUCAAAGGAUUUCGCCAACCUUAACCAUGCGUGUGGCCGAAGGAGCAUGUUUGAAAGUGAAACCCGAGUCGCAAACCAAAUGCUUCGUCAAACCAUGUCAUAGAUGGGAAUCGUCAGAAUGGAGCCAGUGUUCUGCAAAGUGUGGCAAUGGAAUUAGAAGACGGCAAAUGGAAUGCACGGAUGCAAACGGUAAAAAGAUCGACCCCAAGGACUGCGAUGAUGCAGAACGACCAACGGAGAUACUUCCGUGCAACAUGGGUCCAUGUGACGGCACGGAUUGGUUUAUGUCUGAGUGGUCAUCAGACUGCUCCCAAAAAUGCGGGGGUGGUGUGCAGACACGUCAUGUGGUUUGUUCUGGAAAUCAUCACAACUUUACAGGUCGACGAAGGCCUUUGUCAGCAGAGUCGGAAACAAACUCUAUUGAAGAUGAGGAUCAGAAUGAAGACGAACCAGCCCCCACGUUUCACUGCGACGAGAGCAAACGUCCAAGUGAGGAAAGAGAAUGUUUCAGCGAUAAGCAAUGCGGCGACCCGGCGUGGUACACUGGUGAAUGGAGUGAGUGUUCCACAUCUUGCGGCAACGGACUUAAAACCAGGAUUUUGCUCUGUGUGAUCUUUAGCAGAGGAAAGUUUAAAGUUGUCGAAGAAACAUUAUGUCCCCUUUCCCAAAAACCAGAAGGAAAACUGCAGUGCGAAUCAAAUCGACUGUGCUCAGAUUCAUGGUUUAACACUGAAUGGAGCGAGUGUUCAGUACCUUGUGGUGGAGGCACUCAGAAGCGUAGUGUCAGUUGCAGAGCUGGAAAUUGGACAAAGCCUUCAUCAUUUUGCGCAGAUAUAAAUCGACCUUUAGAUAAAAGAUAUUGCAACGAACACAAGUGUUCGAAGAUUACGGAUCCCAGCGGAAUGGUAAAAGAUACGUCCCCAAACACCUUGAUUGUCGAGUCGGACGAGAUUGAGAACAGCAAUUUGACAAUAAUAAGGAGAUUCGAAAAUGAACAAUUGAGUCCUACCAUCUCCACCACCACACAAACUCAGCCCAAGGAUAAAACAUUUGUCGAGGAACCCGAAGAUUCAGAAUGUACAGACCAAUACCGCAAUUGUCCUCUGGUUUUACAAGCUCGUCUAUGUACAUACAAGUAUUAUCGAUCCGUGUGUUGUAAUUCAUGUGCACAACAACAACAUGAGUUUCAUAAUAAGAAUUAAUUAACUAGCAUAAUGUCGCACACACAAUCAAGGUAUCUCAUUAUUUUUCGUUCACUUAUAUGCAUACUACUUAUUAUUUAAAGUCUUUGACUUGAGUUCAGUUGAGAUAAUUGCUUUGCAACAAUCACAAUAAUUUGUAGUCGUUUAUACAUAAUUUGUAUUUCGAUUUCGAUAUCAAUAAGUUUGUUUGUUUCUGCAUUUAUUAUUAUAAAAAUCGUGACAUUUUAUUAUAUCCUCCUUUACAUAAUUCUAUCAAGUCCCUGAAACACACCAGUAUUUUCCAAUUUUUCAAAAAGUGUAACUUUUCGUACGAUUUAGUUACCUUUUGUAAAAAUACCAGCACCUAAAAAUGAAGCAAACUGCCCAGUGCUGUAGCUGUUACAUUACUAAUUAAUUAAUUAAAAGGUAAAAAGCUGUAAUUCAAUUUUGUUAAAAACUAAAUUAAUUUUUUUUGUAAAUACGAACGAGUAAGAUAAGAAGCUUACAUAAUUGUGUUCAAAAUGCAUACUGAUGUCAGGGAUUAAACAUAGGCUGCUUAUGUACAGAUGUACAGAACAGACGUAUUAUUAACAUUAUUCAUCUAAAAAAAGUAUGCGAACCACAAAAAGGUUAAAUAAUAACGGGAAAUAAGUAAUGUUAACUUGUAGCUACCCGAGUACAUAUUCAAAUAUGUACAUAUAAAUGUUAGAUAUGUAUGAUGAUUUUUAUGAUAAACAACGUGUGCUUAUGUUGUGUGCUGAAAUGCAAUCACGUUACCGUGUUCUGCAGCUUUAAAUGUGCUUUGCAUGAUGCAGUACUUGAGUUUGUGAUAAUUUAAAUGAUCACGAGCUUCAAUGGUAAAAACCCAUGCACUGUGUGGGAUUUGAAAAAAAGUACAAUAAAAGAUCCAGGUUUUAUAUAAAA
Molecule: messenger RNA, 4518 nt
Organism: Folsomia candida
Lineage: Eukaryota; Metazoa; Arthropoda; Collembola; Entomobryomorpha; Isotomidae
Gene: loh
Product: thrombospondin type-1 domain-containing protein 4
Exons: 20
Coding region: 817-3615 (932 amino acids)
Biological process (GO): extracellular matrix organization
Cellular component (GO): extracellular matrix
Molecular function (GO): metalloendopeptidase activity
Source: RefSeq, a predicted model, not a curated record